AUGUCAGGAAGAGGAAAGGGAGGCAAGGGAUUGGGAAAGAGAGGAGCUAAACGGCAUUGUAAGGUUCUCCGGGACAACAUCCAAGGCAUCACCAAGCCGGCGAUACGCCUUCUGGCAAGAGGAGGAGGUGUUAAGCGUAUCAGUGGAUUAAUCUACGAGGAAAACUGUGUAGUUUUGAAGUUCUUUCUUGAAAACAUCAUCUGCGAUGCCAUCACAUACACCAAACAUGCUCGCUGGAAAACUGAUAUGGCCAUGGAUGUGGUAUAUGCUUUGAAGCGCCAAGGUCGUACUCUAUAUGGAUUUGGUGGUUAA
This is a messenger RNA of Lactuca saligna, 312 nucleotides long. The record is from the annotation of a GenBank genome assembly. NCBI's taxonomy places the organism in Eukaryota, Viridiplantae, Streptophyta, Magnoliopsida, Asterales, Asteraceae.